AUGUGGGAAUUCCGGUCCAUGUCUUUUUGGCGGGCUGUGUUUGCCGAGUUCUAUGGCACGAUGUUCUUCGUCUUCUUCGGACUGGGAGCAGCUCUGCGUUGGACCGCCGGACCACUCAAUGUCCUCCAAGUUGCUUUCUGCUUUGGACUGGCAGCCGCUACACUCAUCCAGUCCAUCGGCCACAUCAGCGGUGGCCACAUCAACCCGGCCGUCACAUUCGCCUACCUGAUUAGCUCCCAGAUGUCCCUGUUUCGUGCGUUCUUCUACAUCUGUGCCCAGUGUUUGGGUGCGCUAGCUGGGGCUGCCGUGCUGCAUGGGGUCACACCAAACAAUGUCAGAGGCAAUCUGGCCUUGAACACGCUUCAACCAGGCAUCAGUCUGGGCAUGGCCACCACCAUAGAAAUAUUCCUGACUCUGCAGCUUGUGGUGUGUGUCUUUGCUGUGACGGAUGAGAGGCGAAACGGGCGAGUUGGGUCUGCUGCUCUAUCCAUUGGCUUCUCGGUGCUUGUGGGUCACCUGCUGGGGAUGUAUUACACCGGAGCUGGAAUGAACCCUGCCAGAUCUUUCGCGCCUGCUGUGCUUUUCAGGAACUUUAUAAAUCAUUGGGUGUACUGGGUGGGCCCCCUGAUCGGCGGUGCUCUCGGUGCUUUGCUGUACGAUUUCCUGCUUUUUCCGCGCAUGCGGGAUCUGUCUGAGCGUCUGGCUGUGCUCAAGGGCAACCGACCCCCCGAGGCUGAAGCCCAGCAGGAGACCCGAGGGGACCCUAUCGAACUCAAAACACAAGCCCAAUAAACACUGUCAGGACAAGAUGGAUCCAUAACGAAAGAUACACCUACAUUGAUUUAACACGACACACCACCAACAUACCAACUCAGUCUGCCUUAUUAGGGAGGAUAACACACUCCCUAAGGCAACCAAUGACCCCUUCCCAAAAACUAUGAGGUUAAGAAGACUUCGCACUGAGGAUUGCGCUCUUUACUGGUAGGUAUAGGGGGCGAGUCUGUGCCUACCCAUCAGGUGGCAAGGGGCAUCUGACAUUUCUAGUCUAGUUCAUGACUGAACUACACUAGAAGUGGACUUGUGCAUGCUUUACAGUUUCAUAGUGUUUGUGUUGAAAUCUUUCACAUUCAUUUUAUUUCAGGUUUGUUUCUUUGAUAUUUCACAGAUGUGACACAUGUGCAUAAAAACAUUAUCUUUUGGAACAGUUUACAUUUUUUGCAGCCUUGCAUUAUGAAGUGUGUGCGCGCAUGUGCGUGGUGUGCGUUUUCUGACAAUUUCUUGUUUAGUUCAUCCUAUUCCCCCCAUCCGCCUUGUGUUUGUAUCAACACAUCAAGGUUUUUUUUCAAUCUCAAAUGAAGGCCUUUCUCCUUUAAACAGAUGAGUUUGGAGGAUGUUGAUUCACAGCUAAAAGAGACAUAUCUUGAAUUUGGAUCACACUAUGAGUCUGUUUUAAAAUGUUGUAUUGUUUAUGUGUGGCCCAGUAUGUGUUUCUUAAAAAGAAGCCAAGUCUCACAAUCAUUAAUAUUCAAAAACAAACAUUGUUUUACUUGAUACAAGCACUUGACCAAACUCGAUGAACCCCCUUGCCCCUCCCGAUCAUUUUUGCAACUUGAGUUGAAUACCUCCGGAAACAUUAGAUAACAUUAGUUUGUUUGAUUUCUGUUUUGUUUUUUGCAUGCAUAGAGUUUCUGUUUAGUUUAGUGGGUUUGGUGUUAUUUUGUGCGUGAAAGGCGAGUUAAGGCAAAUGCAUUUUGUCUCAGGCAAGAGAAUAUUUGUGUAGUUUUUUUGUAAAGUGUAAAACCUCACUCAUCGGUGCAGAAAUGUUCAAGAAACAACAGAGCAUAAUGGUACCAGUUGGAAGUAUAUGAUUUUUUUUCAAUGUUUUAUUACAUUUUCUGAACAUAAGCUCAGUGUAUAGGGUAUAUCAAACAUUUUCCUCUAAAACUGAGGUCUGGAUUUUUUGGAUAUUAAAUGCACACGUUGUAGCAUUUGGAUCUAAAAAAGAGAAAUCCUCUACGCAGCUCUCCUCUUUACUCCUCUGAUUAAUGGAACCAUCAGCCUCACUGACUGUGUCACCUUUAAAGGGCAUGGUAAACAACUGAAAACGUCAAUGUUUACAUGAAAAUCAGAUACCAUUUGUUGUUCAGUCUUAUGUUAAGUGUACGGGUUUCCAUAAUCAUCUUCAAAUGUCUGUUGAAGCUAGUUAUUAUAAAUUACCAUUUUAAGUUACUGAAUGUCUCUUUAGUUUUAUGAGUGUGAUUUUGGAGUGUGCUAUAUGGACACAGUGCUUGAACUUAAUGAACAACUAUAGAUUUUUCUAUCAAUGUUUCUAUCGUAACACUAAUCUUUUUUUUUGUUAAAGGGGUAUUCUUAAAAAAAAUUCUUAUCAUUUUGCUCAAACCAGAAACAUUGUUUACCGAGGCAAGACACAGAACGCCUUUUUACUUUAUUCGUUAAAAAGAAUGUUUUAAUUCAUAUUUAGCACAUUCAUCUAAACAUCCGAUAAAAUACAAAACAGAAAGAAGAUAUUCCUUUUUAUAAUUUUUUUUUAAAUACAAACAUUCACCAUUGACGCCUUUUAAAAACAGCCCAUUUAAUAAAUUUGGCACUGACAGAUAUAAAAUUGGUAUUUUACAAAAGAAAUAAAACAGUAUUUUUGGAAGGCAAAAUCUGAGUUUUGGGAAAGAAACUAUAUUACAUUUCAAUUUUAAGAAAGUUGACUUACGGGC
Molecule: messenger RNA, 2729 nt
Organism: Triplophysa dalaica
Lineage: Eukaryota; Metazoa; Chordata; Actinopteri; Cypriniformes; Nemacheilidae
Gene: mipa
Product: major intrinsic protein of lens fiber a
Exons: 4
Coding region: 1-792 (263 amino acids)
Biological process (GO): transmembrane transport
Cellular component (GO): plasma membrane
Molecular function (GO): water channel activity
Source: RefSeq, a predicted model, not a curated record